UGUGACGAAAGCGAUAGGCGAUGAGAUCACUCUCCAUGCUCCAUGCUGCAGUCUACUCAACACCACCCCAAAAUGGCACUGAUCUCAUUGCCUGGGCUUUGGACAUGUGUCGCUCUUCUCGUGGCCAUCUUCUCCAUCCCAUUCGUCUCCACACGAGCAUGAGGGCGCAGACGUCUCAACCUCUAGCCUCUCUCUCCCAGACUCCAGAGCAAGCAAGCAGGAGAUCACGAGCUCACAAGUAUACCGAACCCGUCGUCGUCGACGCCACGCUCGCAUUGAAACAAUUUUCGCUUUUAGGCUUUUAGCAAGAGAGUGCCGCUUUUGUCCCCCUGUUUCUUGAAGCAGAGCUGCGGUUUUUCGAGUUUGCCGGCGGCCAUGGGAGGAGGACCUUCGAGGUUGGGCUUGCCGCGGUUGUUGAUGGUGGUGGCGCUUGUGCUUCUGCCAUUGUGUGGUUUCGGUGUCCAUGGAAGGAACCAUAUCCACAAGAAGCCGCAUGGCGGCGGUGGCGGAGGAGGCCGGCAGCACAGGGGUGGCGGCACGGUGGUGUCCUCCCCUGCGGUCCCACCGGCGGACGAGCAGACGCAGCCGCCUGGCAUUGUCCCCUCGGACCCGGUCAUCCCUGCCCAGCCGGAGCAGUGCGUGUUCGACGUCAGGGCGUUUGGUGCGGUGGGCGACGGCACGACGGACGACACCGAGGCGUUCCGGGCGGCGUGGAGGGCGGCCUGCGCCGUGGAGUCGGCCGUCAUCUCGGUGCCGUCCGACGGCACGUUCACCAUCACCACGACCACGUUCACCGGGCCGUGCAAGCCCGGCCUCGUCUUUCAAGUGGAUGGGGUGCUGAUGCCGCCGGACGGGCCGGACUGCUGGCCGCCGUCGGAUAACCGGCGGCAGUGGCUCGUCUUCUCCAACCUCGACGGCCUGACGCUGCGCGGCGCCGGCACGAUCGAGGGCAACGGCGAGGGCUGGUGGAAUCUCCCCUGCAAGCCUCACAGGGGUCCGAACGGGUCGACGCUGCGCGGCCCGUGCGACAGCCCGACGUUGGUGAGGUUCUUCAUGAGCCGAAACCUGGUGGUGGAGGGCCUGAGGGUGGAGAACAGCCCGGAGUUCCACUUCCGGUUCGACGGCUGCAGCGACGUGCGCGUCGACGGGCUGUCCAUCAGGUCGCCGGCGAACAGCCCCAACACCGACGGCAUCCACGUCGAGAACACCCAGCGCGUUGCCAUCUACAACUCCAUGAUCAGCAACGGUGAUGACUGCAUCUCAAUUGGGACGGGGAGCUACGACGUCGACAUUCAAAAUGUUUCUUGCGGCCCUGGACACGGCAUAAGCAUCGGGAGCUUGGGCGUGCACAACUCGCAGGCGUGCGUGGCGAACGUGACGGUGCGGAACGCGGUGAUCCGGAACUCGGACAACGGGCUGCGGAUCAAGACGUGGCAGGGCGGGAUGGGGUCGGUGUCCGGGAUCAACUUCGACACGGUGAGCAUGGAGAACGUGCGGAACUGCAUCAUCAUCGACCAGUACUACUGCCUGGACAAGCGGUGCAUGAACCAGUCCACCGCCGUGCACGUCACCGACGUCUCCUACGCCAACGUCCGGGGAUCCUACGACGUCCGCGCGGCCCCGAUCCACUUCGCCUGCAGCGACACCGUCCCCUGCACCAACAUCACCAUGUCCGAGGUCGAGCUGCUCCCCUUCAGCGGCGAGCUCGUCGACGACCCAUUCUGCUGGAGCGCCUACGGCCUCCAGCAGACGCCCACCAUCCCGCCCAUCUACUGCCUCCAGGACGGCCUGCCGGACUCGCUCCUCGACAACCCGGACCUCAGAUGCCGAUGAUCUAUCGAUCGUCGUCUAAUUAAUGCUUCAUACACACUAGCUAGCUAGUGCACACUUUAUUGCAUGCCUCACUUAAAAGCUGAUGAGUUUAAUUAUAUAGUAUGCAAAUUAAUACUACUAGUAUUAGUAUUACUCCACUAUUUACGAUUACUAAUUUUUGAGUUAUGUGAAGCUGUACUGUACAUGUGCGCAUCUGCUCCCUCUUGAUAUUACUUGUGUCGCUUUAAGUCAUUGCUGCUUCCAAUUGAAUUCUCACAUUCACAGUUUCUAAAAAUCAGUAUAUUGGCGACACAUUAAAGCACGCACACAUUACAAAUAUAUCCUAUUCCUUCAUUUUUCAAAUUACUUAUCGUUCUAUUAUAUCCUAAAUAAAAAACAUUUGUACCUUUUUUUAUCAUUAAUUUAACAUCAUAAGAUUUAUGUAGAUUUAUGUUUGUACAUUCAUCGUGAGAAAUACUUUUAUAAUAUAUAUAAUUCACAUUUUGUUAAACUAUA
This is a messenger RNA of Oryza sativa Japonica Group (Japanese rice), 2328 nucleotides long. RefSeq names its product polygalacturonase At1g48100. Gene Ontology annotation, molecular function: polygalacturonase activity. The record is from RefSeq and is a predicted model, not a curated record. Lineage: Eukaryota; Viridiplantae; Streptophyta; Magnoliopsida; Poales; Poaceae. Gene Ontology annotation, biological process: carbohydrate metabolic process.